Anisakis simplex (herring worm) is the source of this 381-nucleotide messenger RNA. NCBI's taxonomy places the organism in Eukaryota, Metazoa, Nematoda, Chromadorea, Rhabditida, Anisakidae. The record is from the annotation of a GenBank genome assembly.
AUGGCUGGGUUAAUGCUUAAACGAAGCUUUUCGAUCAGUACUGUUGCACAACAACUCGUCAAGAUACCCAUUCAGUUUCAUCCAAUAUCAAUAAUCGCCAACAAUUUUCAGGUGCACGGUAUUGAAGGACGAUACGCAUCCGCACUCUAUUCUGCGGCUUACAAGCAAAAGAAACUUGAUGCUGUCGAUAAGGACUUUAAGUCUAUCCGAGAAGUUUACAAGAUGAAUCCAAAAUUUAGGGAAUUCGUCAAGGAUCCAACACUGAAACCAAGUAAUAAAAAAUCUGUCAUGGAAGCGUAUGCUAAGAAACUUGGAGUCUCCAAAGAAGUCGAAAACUUUUUAGGUAUGUCAAAAAAUGAUUCAAUCGUUUGCAUUCGUUGA